Molecule: messenger RNA, 2051 nt
Organism: Drosophila yakuba
Lineage: Eukaryota; Metazoa; Arthropoda; Insecta; Diptera; Drosophilidae
Product: hornerin
Exons: 1
Coding region: 122-1957 (611 amino acids)
Source: RefSeq, a predicted model, not a curated record
UCAGUUUUCAGGCUUUCAGCUUUGUGGCAUAGCGUAUCCCAGCGAACCCGUAAACCCGUAAAACCAAGCGAAACCAACAAAUAUUACACCAGCGAAGGAAAAUCCCAAAGAAGAGAUCAACAUGAGCGAGUUGUCCAGACUGCAGCAGCAGCAGGAUCAGGAGCAAGUUCCCCAGGAGCUGAUCGACUGCGAUAUUGCCUCUUUGGAUGAUACGACCUCCGAGGUGGGGGUUGUCAAGACGCCACCCCGUAACAAGCAAUACACCAAUGCCCUGAAGAAGGUGAACAAGUUGCAGCGCGUUCUGGAGCAGGCCCUGGUUAUGCUGGCCGAGAAGGAGGCCUGGUGCCAGGAGGGCGAUGUCAGGAUGCCAUCCAGUAACAAGCGAUACACCAAAGCCAUGAAUAAGGUGACUAAGGUGGAGCGCAUGCUGGGACACGCACUGAUUCUGCUGUCCGAGGAGGAGUUCAAGUGCCGGGAGCAGGCGCAGGAAGGGGGCUCCAAGAAGGCCAAGAAGCAGCUGAAGAAGAAGGCCAAGAAGGACAAGAAGAAGGCCAAGAAGCUGGCCAAGAAGCAGGCCAAGAAACAGGCGGAGGAGCAGACGGCAACUGGGGAGGAGCCCCCCAAAACCUCCAGCUCCAGCUCCAGCUCUAGCUCCUCCAGCUCCAGCUCGUCCAGUUCCAGCUCCUCCAGUUCGAGCUCCGAUUCCGGGGACGAAGAGGUAUUCUACGGCUGGGCCAGCAAUCCUUGGCGCCGUGGACCACAUGGCCAUCACGGCUUUGGUCGCCGCCUUGGUCACGGUUUUGGCCACAAGCAUGGUCGCAAGCAUGGCCACAAGCAUGGUCACGGACCUCAUCAUCAUGGCCGACAUGGACAUGGACAUGGACAUGGCCGCCCUCACCACCGCCAUCCACAUGGUCACCACUUCGGACCAACUCAUUUUGCACCCCUCUUUGGACCACAUUUUGGACCACCCGCUGGACCUUCUCUCUAUGACAUCAAUCGCAGAUCCUUUGGCGGACCCUGGCAGGAUCAGUGCCAGUUUUUUCGAUGGAUGGGCCUGCCGUGGGCCCAGAACAAUGCCGCGGCCUGUCGGAGGAGCCACUCGCUGCCUAGACUAUCUCGGCGCGACUGUCGUGGAGAUCUCGGACUCGGAUUCGGAUUCGGACCAGAAUACGGAUACGGAUAUGGCCAACCGUGUCGACCACAUGACCGUCGAGUAGAGAGAUCCCUUUCCCGUUCGAGGUCCAGUUCCAGUUCCAGCUCCAGCUCUAGCUCCAGUUCUUCCUCGGAGGAUGAGAAGAAAGGGAAUAAGUGCAAGGGCAAAGGCAGAGGAAAGGGAAAGGGCAAGGACAAGAGAAGAAGGCAGCGCUCCUCCUCCAGCUCCUCAUCUAGUUCCAGCUCCUCAUCGAGCUCCAGUUCCUCAUCGAGCAGCAGCUCCAGUUCGGAUGGCGAAGUGCAAAAGAGGCACCGCCGACAUGGGCGUCAUUUCGGACCAGCACAUGGUCACCACUUCGGGCCUCCACAUGGUCAUCACUUUGCGCCACCACAUGGCCAUCACUUUGGCCCUCCACAUGGCCACCACUUUGGUCCCCAUCAUGGCGGUCACCAUGGCCAUCAUUUUGGCCCGCAUCACAACAGACAACAUGGCCCCCAAAGAGAACACACUGAAGGACCAGCAUUUGACCACCAGCGCCGUCCGGAGUUUCCUUUCACCCAUCAUGGACCACCACCAGCUGAGUUCCCAGGUCGUCGCAGUCGUUCUCUGUCCCGAUCCCAGUGCCGCAACGAAAAGCAGACUCGUUUCCCAUCCUGUGUCGAGGAAAAGAGCGCCAAAGUCGAGAAGGAAGAGUGCAAGAAGGGAAAGAAGGGAAAGAAGGAAAAGAAGGGAAAGAAGCACGGAAAACGCGGAAAACGCGGUCAUGGACAUGGACAUGGACAUGGACAUCAUCGUGGUUAGGCAAUCACAGCCAGCGUUUAAGAUGCACUAGGACUCCGUCAAUACAACCUAUACCCAUAUAUAUAUCUAUACAAAUAUAUAUGUAUAUACUAUA